This is a messenger RNA of Sinocyclocheilus anshuiensis, 1277 nucleotides long. Its product is annotated as lysyl oxidase homolog 3-like. Gene Ontology annotation, biological process: peptidyl-lysine oxidation; collagen fibril organization. The coding region runs from base 66 to 677 and encodes 203 amino acids. The transcript has 5 exons. Gene Ontology annotation, molecular function: protein-lysine 6-oxidase activity; copper ion binding. The record is from RefSeq and is a predicted model, not a curated record. Lineage: Eukaryota; Metazoa; Chordata; Actinopteri; Cypriniformes; Cyprinidae.
CUGAUCUAGUGCUGAAUGCACCGCUAGUGCAGCAGACGACGUAUAUAGAGGACCGGCCGUUACACAUGCUGUACUGUGCAGCAGAGGAGGACUGUCUGUCCAAGAGCGCCGCUAAAGCUAACUGGCCUUACGGUCAUCGCCGCCUGCUCCGCUUCUCCUCACAGAUACACAACAUCGGACGGGCUGACUUCAGGCCCAAAGCAGGCCGUCACUCAUGGGUCUGGCACGCAUGUCACGGGCAUUAUCAUAGUAUGGACAUCUUCACACACUAUGACCUGAUGUCUGCCAAUGGCACUAAAGUGGCAGAAGGACACAAAGCCAGCUUCUGCCUGGAGGACACAGAUUGUGAUGAAGGUGUUUCCAAGAGAUAUGAGUGUGCUAACUUUGGUGAGCAGGGCAUCACAGUGGGAUGCUGGGAUUUGUAUCGCCAUGACAUUGAUUGCCAGUGGAUCGAUAUUACUGAUGUCAAACCAGGAAAUUAUAUCCUUCAGGUUGUGAUAAAUCCUAACUAUGAGGUUGCCGAGAGUGACUUCACAAACAAUGCCAUGAAAUGUAACUGCAAAUAUGAUGGCCACAGGAUCUGGGUCCAUAACUGCCAUAUUGGUGAUGCUUUCAGUGAGGAGGCUGAGAAGAAGUUUGAGAAAUACCCUGGACAACUUAACAACCAGAUCUCAUAAUCUUAUCACCAGAUUGAUAUAAUUAGCAAAUUGGGACAAUCUAAUAUGUCAGUUAAUCCAGAGUAAAAUAUUUAUUAAUUCAAACCAGCCAUAAACUAAGUAACUUCUCACAUUGCAAUUACAGAAAUCCUAAAAUCUACAAUAUCCAAUGUUUUUACGCCAAGAGUAUAACUGUACUGACAUAACCUGUAAUUUUUUAUAAAAAAAGAUCUCCCAAAAAAAAAAACACUCUUAGCCACUGAGUCUGGCUUAAGUAGUGUGAGGAUUAGAUGUAAAUGAACAUUUGUCAGGCUGUGCAGUUGUACUGCCUGUCGUAUGUGUUUACAGUGCAAUCAGGUGCUUAUUUUCUUAAAGGUUUAAAAAGCCUUGUUGAUGCAUCACGCAGCCCGUGUGCUGCUGUCUCUGUGAGUUAAAAGUACUUGAAUGUUUUGUACUCCAGAUGAGCAUUCGUGUUUAAAAGCUGUUGCAAAGUGUGAAUGUAUAUUAUGCUUCAAAGCUCUGACUCAACUCCUAUUUUACUUUCAAAUGGUCUUUCAUGUAUGACUUGUUAAAGCUUCAGUGACGUUUUUUACACGCUGUCAUAGAUUUGUCUUUUUACUG